AAAAAUCGUGAAAUCGUGGAAUGAUAAAUGUCAAAGCAAAUGACAUAAAUAAUCGAAUCGAGCGCAAACUCAGUCAGCCAUGAAAGCGAUGCGUUCCAAGGAGUUUGGACCCCGGAGCUGCAGGAGUUGUGGCAGGAAAUCGGGUGACCAGGGGGUGCUCCUGCCUAGAGCCUAUCAUCAACGACAUUGGCUCCAUAAAGAGAAUAAUCGGAGGAGGGAAUCGGAUUCGGAAUCCUUUAACGUCGCCAAGUGUGGUCCGAGUGUUCCAUUUGCAGAUCCGAUAGCACGAGCCGCUCCUCUUUGGACCGGCGGUGAUGCCAAUGCCAAUGCCAGGCAAAAAGCCGGCGAGUCGGGCAGUCAGUGCGUCAAUCCGUCAGUCAGGCAAUGACAUUGCCAAUGGCCAUUGUGCCUCGAUUCCGGGAAGAAGAAAAGCUCCGUCACAGUGCCAUCGUCAUCAUCUCCCGACUCCGAUUCUUGUACGCGACUUACAUUAAUCAUCAUGCGAAGCACUACUGUCCCCCCUCCGGACUUUCUGCCCUUGUGGAGCAGCUGUCUGUGCGUGCAAUUUGUAGUUCUCUAUAAAGCAUCGCGCUGCGACUCCAUAUAUCA
Messenger RNA from Drosophila santomea, 609 nucleotides. RefSeq lists its product as uncharacterized. Lineage: Eukaryota; Metazoa; Arthropoda; Insecta; Diptera; Drosophilidae. The coding region runs from base 80 to 388 and encodes 102 amino acids. The record is from RefSeq and is a predicted model, not a curated record. The transcript has 2 exons.